Suricata suricatta (meerkat) is the source of this 2784-nucleotide messenger RNA. RefSeq names its product neurexophilin 1 (gene NXPH1). Gene Ontology annotation, molecular function: signaling receptor binding. The transcript is spliced from 3 exons. Bases 767 to 1582 code for a protein of 271 amino acids. The record is from RefSeq and is a predicted model, not a curated record. NCBI's taxonomy places the organism in Eukaryota, Metazoa, Chordata, Mammalia, Carnivora, Herpestidae.
CGGGGCCGGACCGUGCACAGGGACUGCGACUCCGCUCCGGAGUGGCUCCUUGGCUUCCCAGGGUCGCGGUAGACGUGCAGCUAACUCGGUGCGCCGGGAGCCUUUUGGUCUUGCCAGCUCACCCCUCCCUCAGAAACUCGGACCGUUUGCGCCCGGAGCGUGGCUUUUUUCUUCUGAAAGGCCAGUGUUUACCUCUCGAGUUCAAGUCCAGUCUCCUCCCCUUAAGUCAUUGCCACCAUCCUUCGGCAGCCUCGGAAGGCAAGGAGACCCGGGCUGCUCGUCCCAGAGCCUUGCGCUGGCAGUCCCGGUCUGUCCGGCGCUUUCGCUUCUCCCUCCCUCUCUUACCCCCUCCCUUUCUCUCUUCCUCUCUUUUCUCCUCUGCUUCCCCCUCCUUCUCUUGUCUCUUAAGUUUCCUGCACCGUGAAUCCAACUGUGCCAAGCCUCCCACGGAACCAAGCCUGAGCGCCACCCGGGCACGGAGACGCGGACUCCGCCGAGGCUGAAGGAGGCAGCGGGACCGGUCCGCGCCCGAGCAUGGAGCUGAAGCGCCAGGGAGGGCAUGUGCGGGGCGCCGGAGACGCCAGGCCCGAGUAGCUCCUCCAUGGAGCCUGCCCAGAGCGGUCCCUGCUCGCCGAAUUCGCCCCCAGUCCUGUGCGGCUGCUGAGAGCGCUCCUUGCUCUGUAAAGUGGAUGUCAGGUGGAUCUAUGUUUUUGAAGGAACAAAGACUCAGCGAAAGCACCGCCGAGGAAGUUUGAGACGCGGGAGGAUGCAGGCUGCGUGCUGGUACGUGCUUCUCCUCCUGCAGCCCACCGUCUACUUGGUCACAUGUGCCAAUUUAACAAAUGGCGGAAAGUCAGAACUUCUAAAAUCAGGAAGCAGCAAAUCCACACUAAAGCACAUAUGGACAGAAAGCAGCAAAGACUUGUCUAUCAGCCGACUCCUGUCACAGACUUUUCGUGGCAAAGAAAAUGAUACAGAUUUAGACCUGCGAUAUGACACCCCAGAACCUUAUUCUGAGCAAGACCUUUGGGACUGGCUGAGGAACUCCACAGACCUGCAAGAGCCUCGGCCCAGGGCCAAGCGAAGGCCCAUUGUUAAGACGGGCAAGUUUAAGAAAAUGUUUGGAUGGGGUGAUUUUCAUUCCAACAUCAAAACAGUGAAGCUAAACCUGUUGAUAACUGGGAAAAUUGUAGAUCAUGGCAAUGGGACAUUUAGUGUUUAUUUCAGGCAUAAUUCCACUGGUCAAGGGAACGUAUCUGUCAGCUUGGUGCCCCCUACAAAAAUAGUGGAAUUCGACUUGGCACAACAAACCGUGAUUGAUGCCAAAGAUUCCAAGUCCUUUAACUGUCGCAUUGAAUAUGAAAAGGUUGACAAGGCUACCAAGAACACACUCUGCAACUAUGAUCCUUCAAAAACCUGUUACCAGGAGCAGACCCAAAGUCAUGUGUCCUGGCUCUGCUCCAAGCCCUUUAAGGUGAUCUGUAUUUACAUUUCCUUUUAUAGUACAGAUUAUAAACUAGUACAGAAAGUGUGCCCCGACUACAACUACCACAGUGACACACCUUACUUCCCCUCCGGAUGAGGAUGGACAUGGGUGAGACUGAAGCCUGAGGAAUUAAAGGUCAUAUGACAGGGCUGUUACCUCAAAGAAGAAGGUCACAUCUGUUGCCUGGAAUGUGUCUACACUGCUGCUCUCGUCAACUGGCUGCAAAUACGCUAGUGGAAAACAAUCUGAUGUAAUUUCUGCCCAGUCAGCUUCAUCUCUCAGCAUAGUUGUAAAUCACUACCGGUUUUAAAGGCACACUUGAAGACACACUCUCACACAUAGAUAUACACAAACACACAUUCAUAUACAUUUCAGCUUGCAUCUGUCAUGAUUCCUGUCAGGAGGGCUUUCAUUAUCUGACUCAUAAUGGUUCAGGAUAAACUAUCAUCAAGCAAAAGGAUUAACUAGACAGUGAAUGGUUUCUAACACUUGCUGUUAUGGAAAUCUCUUUUAAAGUCUUGAGUACAUGCGAAUCAAUAAUCCCCACUCAUGCAUUCCUACUGCUUGGAGUAGCUGUACUGGUAAAUACUACUGUAGGAGUAUAUGCUUGUUCAAAUGGAAAAAAAAAAUGUGUCUUUAGAGCUCAGCAUUCUUUAUUUUAUGAACACAACAAAGUGUAGUAACUUUUUUCCAGCAUACAGUAGGCACAUUCAAGGUAAUAUAAGAUGGCUCUUUUUUUUUCCUAUGGGGGGAGCCUGUUUUCAGUAAAGAUGAGCAAACAUUUGGAAUUUACAUGUGGGCAGACGUUGGAUUACAGCUUUCAUCACCAGUCAUUGGACUUUCGCAAAGUUGAGACCAACUAAGGCUGCUUAAAACAAGUUCUGAUCAUUAUAAGAAGGAAAAUGCCUGACAGACACCAUGUAAGUUAUAAGUGUCUGUCUUAUCUUUACUACACAUAUUGUAACAAAUUCAAUAUCCUAGUCUUCAUUUGUAUGAAUGGUUUGUAUUGUACAUAGUUUAACCAAGUGUUAUUUGAGCUGCUUAUUAAUAUUAACUUGUACUUGUCUCUCUGCUUGUUAUUGGUUAAAAAAGAAAAAAAAGGAUAUGAGGAAUCCAUUUUAUCGAUGUAGCUGUGACCUCCAUUAAAAAGACAAACUUAAUGUACAAAGCAUUUAUUCAGCUCAAGUAUUGUUGAAAGCUAUACAUAUACAACAUUACAGUCUGUCUGUAUUUAGAUAUUUUAUUUCUGGACAAAAUGAAAUGUACAUAAAAAUAAAAUGCUUAAAGUUGAGUUUCAA